This is a messenger RNA of Acyrthosiphon pisum (pea aphid), 1905 nucleotides long. RefSeq names its product zinc finger MYM-type protein 1-like. The coding region runs from base 1 to 1905 and encodes 634 amino acids. The record is from RefSeq and is a predicted model, not a curated record. NCBI's taxonomy places the organism in Eukaryota, Metazoa, Arthropoda, Insecta, Hemiptera, Aphididae. The transcript is spliced from 2 exons.
AUGAAUAUAUCUUCACAAAGAGGUCAUGCUGAUAAAGCAUAUACAAAAACUGGAUUCAGAGGCUGGAAUAUUGCUACCACAAAGUUCAAAGCACAUCAAAUAACGUCUAUUCAUAUUAGUAGCGUAAAUAUAUUAUCUGAAUAUCUUAAAGCAAACCCAAUUGAUGGAAUACUAGUAAAAGAAAAACAAUUAGAAAUAAGUCGUCAAGAAGAACAAAGAAUUGCUAAUCGAACUAUUAUGAAGAGACUCAUUGAUAUAAUAAUUACUUUAACGAAAGGUGGUCGAGCUCUAAGAGGACAUAAUGAAAAAAAUGACAGUUUUGAAAAAGGAUUGUUUUUAGAAAUAGUACAUCUUCUUUCUAGAUAUGAUCCUGUUAUUAAGAAUCAUUUAGAAAACGGAGCAAGGAAUACAACUUAUAUAAGUAAUCGCAUUCAAAAUGACAUUUUAAAUAGUAUUGAGAACACUAUGCUCUUUUUAAUAAUAUCAAAUGUUCAAAAUAAACCAGUAUCUAUUAUUUCUGAUGACACCACGGAUAUGGGUCAUCAUGAACAAAUGUCAAUUGUUGUUCGUUACUUUGAUGAUGACACUUUUAACCCUAUUGAAAGAUUUGUUGGACUUCAAAGAUUGAAGCUUGUUGAUUCACAGUCAAUUUUUAAUGAGCUAUCAAUGGUACUAAAAAGUUUAAAAAUUCAGUGGAGAGAUGUUGUUUCAGUUUGUUUUGAUGGGGCUUCUACCAUGUCCGGUUGUAUUUCAGGGGUAAAAGCUAAGUGUAAAGAAGUAAAUUCAAGUAUAAUGUACGUACACUGUUAUGCACACUGUCUUAAUUUAAUUCUUGUUGAUGCUUGUACAUCUAGAAAAGAAAAUAGAAUUGUAUUUGAUUUUUUUGGAGUAGUACAGUUAACUUAUUCAUUUAUUGAAGGAAGUGCUAUACGCCAUGCAGUUUUGGAACGAAUAUCAGCUGAUAUCAAUGCAUCGUUAAAGUCAAUGAAAUCUUUAUCUACAACAAGAUGGGCCUGUCGCUCUGAGGCAGUGUCAGCUUUAAAACAUAAUUAUUCGGCUAUUUUAUUAGUACUUGAAGAAAUAGUAGAUAGAACAAAACAACCUGAUGUUAGAGCUAAAGGACGUGGUUUAUUGUUUCAACUCAAAACUUUUCAAUUUAUUUUAGGACUUGAAAUGAUGGAUCCAAUUCUACAAAUUAUAAAUAAAGUAAGCAAAUCAUUACAGUGUGAGAAUGUUAAUUUAUCGUCCGCAAUGUAUAAUAUUAACGCUCUUCGAUCAGUGCUUAUUGAAAAAAGAAAUGAAAAUACAUUUAAAACUAUGUUUGAUAUUUGUACUUCUAUAUGUGAAAAAAUUGAUAUUCCAUUACCAUUACCCACAAAACGAAAAGUUUCAACUCGUAUCGACAAUAUUAAUUCACAGUUCCAGGCACAAUCAUUAGAGGAAGAAUUAAGAGUCCAAUCAUUUUAUCCUAUGCUUGAUAUUAUGAUUAGUGGAAUUGAUGAAAGAUUCAAUCAAGACACUAUCAAUCUAAUAAAUGCAAUUGAUGGAUUAAUGAAAUUAAAAAUAUGUAUCACAGAUAUAAAUUUAUUAAGCAAUCAUUUUGAAUGCAAUAAAGAUGAAUUGGUAGCUGAAAUAAAUUUGUUACAAAAACAUGAAACAAUAACUAAACAAAUUGAAGGCAACUUGGGCGCUAAAAUGCUUCAUAUUUGGCUUCAAUGCUGCACAUGUGAACGAUCAUUUUCAAAAUUAACAUUAGUAAAAUCCAAGUUAAGAAGUACUAUGCUUCAAGAAAGACUAAAUGCAUUGAUGCUUAUAACGGUAGAACAAGAAAUGGCUAUUAACUUAAAUCCCGACGAUAUAAUUGAUCAUUUCAAAAAUUCUACACAACGCAGAAUGAUGUUAUAA